CAAGUAUUGGAGCAAGGAUUUAAAUCAUAACAACCAGACUCUUGAGUGCCAAACAAGUCUUUGAAGUCAUUAAUGACUAAAGCUACCGUUAAACAUGUCCAAUAACAAACUACUGGAUAAUGCAAAUCGACUGUGGAAAAUGUUAGACGAAAUGUCUGAGAAUGACCCAGUUUGCUACCAAAAAUUUAUUAACAGACAAAUGGAGUCUUUUCACAAAACUAUAUCUCCACCUAUCAUAAGAUUUGUUGUUAAACUUACUCAAAAAUUGAACGAACAACCUUUAAUAGUCAACUUUUGUGAAUGGUCAAUUAUUCCAGAACCCGAAUCAUCAGAUACUCCAAUUCCUGUGAAAUGUGGUGAAAUAUUUAUGAUAAACGAAGUGAAUGCUAUCACAUUAGCUUUCAAUCCGAAAGUAUUUAUUGAGCAUAAUUUUAAUGAAUCAUUGAAAAAUGAUCAAAUACAUAAUGAAGAAAUAAUUUAUUGCCAAUCUAUACACAAUGAUAAUCGUUAUCAACUUAUUUGGCUUGGUUUAAAUUAUUUAGAAAAUGAAAAAUCUUUAACAACAAUUGAAUCUUAUAGUGUAAAAUAUUCUAAUAAUCCUAUACGUCCAAAAUUAUUAAAAUCAUCUAAUAAAUAUGGAAGUGAACAACAAGUAUUUAAAUCAAUUGGUUAUUUCAUUAAACCAAUUAAAACAAAUAAAAAAAUUAAUCAUGAAGUUGAUUGGAUAAAAAAUUUAACACCAGAAACUUUAAUGGAAUUAAAAAAUUCUAGAUCAACUAUGAAUGAUGAUGAUGAUGAUGCUGUUAGCGAUCAUGAUAUUGAUUUAUGUUCAAGUUCAUUAAAAUCAUUUAAACUUUCCACAGAUCAAUCAAACUAUGAUCAAAAAUCAUCAUUUAAUUCAAAUGAGAAAGUUCUGAUUGAAGAGAUAAACGAAACAUCAGUGAAUUCACAUGAUACAACAUUAGGAAUUAUAAAUUCAAUUUCAUGGUCCGCUAAAGUAAUUAAUUUUAAUUUAACUAAACAAUCAAAUAAGGUGAAUCAAUUGAAAUUAACUUUCUCAUUACCCGGUAUAAAGUCUGGGAAACAGUGCAACGUUGAUUUAACAAUAAAUCGAGUUAAAUUGGAAGUUAUGGAUUCAUCCGUUGGAUUUCAUCCGUUAGAUCUUCGUUUACCUUGUAAAAUUGAAACUGAUUUAGCAGAAGCAAAAUUCAAUUCGAAAAAAGAAAAACUCAUUAUACUUGUUCCAAUAAUUUCAUCUCCAUGAUUAAUUUUAUAUGUCAACCGUUACGUAAUAUAUAUAAUGAAAUGUAAAUAUAGUAAAAAUGCUUAAUGACCAAUGUUGUUUAUUAUACAGUAAUGGAAGCUAUUAUAUAUAUUCAUUAAUUUUCAAGUGUAACUUGACUUAAUCUAUCCGACUUUCAAAGUGAUCAUUUAAAUAAAUGACUUGAUAUAAUGGUACAGGAAGUUUUACGUUCGCAUAUAUGAACUCCCUUUAUAAUACCCCGUUGAAGUAUCUGAAAAGCAAUCUUCCGCUUUUUUCAUACUUGCAUUAUGUGUGCUACUGGUAAUAUGAAGACGGAAUGUAAAUUCAUCUCAACUUCAGCUAUAUGAUUUAAAGAGAAGGUGGUUCUUGUUAGGAGAGCUUUAAAAGUUUCCCAAACAAUUCAAAAAAGCUAAAAAUUUAUUCUAUUUAUAAUAGCAAAUCAAUCAACUUGAGGAACGCAAAAUAGUGAAUUCAACGGCAAUAUAAUGGUGCUGUGUCGGUUACUAUGUAAAACCCACAUAACUUAUUUUAACUUCUGGACAGGCCAAUUUAUUCAUUUACGUUUUGACCAUGGUAAUUAUUCACUUGUCAACCCUGACUUUUUUAUAUGAGCGUAUGUGUGUGCACUUCUUAUCCUACUCAUCACAUGUCUGUUGCUUGUUUUUUUGUGACUAUAAAUAUUGAUCAACGCUUGAUUAAAUGAAUUUGGCUUACACGCAUCUUCCAUCGCGCGUCAUUUCGCUUCGCUCUCUUUUCUUCUCUUUAUUCCUCUGAUUAUCUGUUUAGAUCAAUGAUCAUGC
This is a messenger RNA of Schistosoma intercalatum, 2064 nucleotides long. The record is from the annotation of a GenBank genome assembly. Lineage: Eukaryota; Metazoa; Platyhelminthes; Trematoda; Strigeidida; Schistosomatidae.